Messenger RNA from Gadus macrocephalus (Pacific cod), 1754 nucleotides. RefSeq names its product regulator of G-protein signaling 9-binding protein. Gene Ontology annotation, cellular component: neuron projection. The record is from RefSeq and is a predicted model, not a curated record. Gene Ontology annotation, biological process: G protein-coupled receptor signaling pathway. The transcript has 5 exons. Bases 101 to 829 code for a protein of 242 amino acids. Lineage: Eukaryota; Metazoa; Chordata; Actinopteri; Gadiformes; Gadidae.
UCUGGGACUCUGAGGACGCACACGUCUCAUGCUGCCUAGCUAGGAUACAAGGAGGCUUGGACAAAAGGUGGCAGGAAAAAGAAGGCGAGAAGGACACAAGAUGAGUCGCUGGCGGCGGUCGGUGGACGAGCUGCAGGUGCGGCGGCGGCAGCUGGGCGAGUGCGAGCGCGGACAGGAAGCUCUGAGCCGGGUCACUUCCUGUUUCCAGCAGCUGUCGUCCGCCCUGGGCAGCAGCUGUGACGGCAGCUUCUUGAGAGAGGAGAUGGAGGAGAGCAGAGUGCUGGCCUACAAGAUCUGCUGUGGGUUAUCCCGGCGGCUGGUGGGCCUGCUGGCCGAAGGUGACCCUAGCUCGCCCUCCCCGGGGGAGAGAGAGAGCGCAGAGCGAAUCUGGGUCCUCUUCCUGUCCGCGCUCGAGCACUUCCUGCUCGACCUCCAGAAGGCCAGCAGCCUGAUUGGACGGUUUCCACUGACUCAGCGCUGUGAUCGACGCGCAUUGGUCAACACAGGGUCAAGUGACACCAUGGCGGGGGUGGCUGCAUGCGCGGCGUCGGUCCAGACCCCCUGGAUCACCGUGGAGGAGGAGCCAAGCCCGGGGCUGACCAAUCACAUCACAGGAUUGGAGGAUCUGCUGCAGGACAUGCAGCUCAAGGUCUCAGUUCCCUUCUGGUCCGUGGAGGCGACCCAGCAGGCGUGGGCGGAGGCUGCGGACCUGAUGGAGGACAGCGUGGAGGACCUGAUGGAGCUGGAGGUCGUCUCCAAUGAUAACAAGAUGAACUCCUGCUGCCCUUCCUGCUGCCGCCUGGGCUGUCUGCUCUAUUUGCUCAACUAGCCAAUAGGAUCAAAGCCUGAGAUCAACUAGCCAAUAGGACGAGCGCCUGAGAUUAACUAGCCAAUAGGAUCAGAGCCUGAGAUCAAAUGGCCAAUAGGAUCAGAGCCCUAGAAUCACAAGCCAAUAGGAUUGAACCCUAUAGAUGGCAUCAGAGCACCAAUCAGGCUUCUUAAUCGGUUAGCUUGUAGCUGCCAGGGAGCUAGCUGUGGUUAGCUUGUAGCUGACAGGGAGCUAGCUGUGGUUAGCUUGUAGCUGACAGGAAGCUAGCUGGGGUUAGCUUGUAGCUGACAGUUGAGCUGAGGGGGUUUUCCGUAGCACACGUACCCCUGCGCUCCAUAAGAACCAAAAAGCACAACACAACUAAGUUUGGAAGAACAUUUCUCAGCCUUUGCAAUAUGGGCUUAUCUCACGGUACUUCAUCCUUAGCGUAGUGAUUGUGCUAGGGCCUCCCAUUGUCAAACAGUUUGAGUUGAUAACAAAUUAUAUCGGUAAAAUACAUUUUUGGUGAAGCCAGGGGGGAGAUAUUCUUGUUUGUGUACGGUUUGUACACUCAGACAGGAAUGUUCCUUUAAUUACAUAUAAUUAAACUGUCACCCAGAACCUCACAAGAUAUAAAACAUGAAAAGCACCCAGCUAAUGAGAACCUAAGAAAUAUUUUAUCUUAUCAAAAUGUAUUUGUCAACCACAAAGUUUACUACAGGAAUUAAAUGCUAGUAUCUCCAGUGAACCACCUAGAGGCCGUUAGAGGAGCUACAUGCUCGUCUCCACCGUGAACCACCUAGAGGCCGUUAGAGGAACAACAUGCUAGUCUAGCAAACAACCCUAAAAGGUAUACAAGUCAUUUUAGGGUUAAAGAGAAAAACACCUAUUAUUGUGGUUAUUUUAGCACUGCUUCACAUGCAAUAAUAAACAAUAUUUUACUUAA